Molecule: messenger RNA, 2725 nt
Organism: Harpegnathos saltator (Jerdon's jumping ant)
Lineage: Eukaryota; Metazoa; Arthropoda; Insecta; Hymenoptera; Formicidae
Product: platelet-derived growth factor receptor alpha
Exons: 8
Coding region: 362-2398 (678 amino acids)
Biological process (GO): cell surface receptor protein tyrosine kinase signaling pathway; multicellular organism development; positive regulation of kinase activity
Cellular component (GO): signaling receptor complex; plasma membrane
Molecular function (GO): ATP binding; transmembrane receptor protein tyrosine kinase activity
Source: RefSeq, a predicted model, not a curated record
UUCUGUUUAAUAAAAAUAAGUUAUUAUAUAUUUAAUAAUUAUAAUUGCUGCCAAAAACUUUCAUAAUCUCUUAAUGAAUUUAGCACUUAUCGAGUUGUUUACAGCAAUUUAGCUACGUAUUAAUUCGACAUUCCGAUAAAAUUGGAUUGAUGUAAGAUCAGCAGAUAAGAACUUCAGAUAACAUUUUUGAAGAUAGGGGUUUAUCUAUACACUGCAUUUGAGUAAAGUGAGAAUAAAUUCCACUAUCAGAAAAGGAAGUGGUCUUGGUUAAGCAGUUUUAAUAAAAAUAUAACGUAACAAAAUAUAAAAAUCAUGUGACACUUAAUGAUUUAUUUGUACAUCAGUUAUAUUAUGAAAUGAAAUGUUCGCACAAUGUAAAUGGAUCUUAAUAUGUAUCAUAGCUAUAUUGUUUUUACACUUUACUACAAUAUGUGCAACAAAUUCAAAGUUUGCUGGGGUUGUAAACAAUAUUACAGUAUAUGCUUUGGAGGAUGAAAAUUCUUUUGUAAGUGACAGUACAUUAAAUUCAUUAAAACUGAAUAUAUCCUGGAUUCCACCACAUGAGGGAAGGCAACCUUCUUCUUACAGUAUCAUAGUUACAAGUAUACCAAAGGAGACUGAUACGAAUAGAUUAGAAUGUACAGAAGAUUCCGAGUUUUAUACCGUACAUAACGUAACUCAACUUAGUUUGUUAGUGCCACCAGGCAAAUUAUUAAACGGCAUGUCGACGAUGCAAGUUCGUCCAAAUUGUACAUAUAAAAUACAAGUGCAUGCUAAUCCAAGAGCUAAACCUACAGGACAGUUACCUGAGAUUGUUUACACAGUACCAGAAUGUAUAGGGCGUAAAUGCAGUUGCACGAAAGCAAAGAACACUUUGCCUGUCCCAACAGUGGAAACAAUCCAAAUGACCAGGAAAUUCGUUAUAAAAUGGAAUGUUACUUCCAAUCUUAAUGUUCAAUCUUAUACAAUUAGCAUUGGCACGCCAUUGUUAACAUCAAAAGCAGGGCAUUCAGUAUACAAUAUCACACAAAUAGGUAACGUGACUUCUGCAACAAGUACUUUUAUCUGGGAUUCAAAAGUUCAUAAUCAGUACAUAAAAGUAAAAAGUGGAUACAAGAUAUUUGUAACAGCAAUAGAUCACCGAGGUUGCAUGGGAACUCGAGGAAAUUUUACGAUCAUUACUUUAGAAGAAACUGAGACAUCCUAUGGGAAUAUCAUAUGGAUAUUUAUCAGCGUUAUUAUUUGUAUUGUAAUAUUCGGAUGUGUUGGUCAAUAUUUUGUAUCAAUAUACAAUAAGAAUAAUGAAUAUCAACUUUUACGGCUGUCCAGAGUUUUACGUACGAGGCAAACGUCUGAACUUUCUGAUUGCAAAUCACAAUGGCCUGAGGAGACAUGUUACAAACAAUAUAAGAACGAUGAAUUUGAAGUUCCAUAUAGAUGCAUAAAUCUCAAGUACGAAUUAGGAAAAGGACAGUUUGGAAAAGUAUAUCUAGGCAAUUUAAACAAUAAUAUGGAUACAUUAGUAGCUGUUAAAAUGUCACAAUGUUCUGACUUGGCCAAUGAGUCUGAAGCCCGACGUCAAUUAUUAGAAGAAAUCGAAACAAUGAAAACAGCUGGUUCCCACCAACAUCUAGUGAGCCUUAUAGGUUACUGCACUUCUCCAGAUAAUCCUAUUUGUAUACUUUUAGAGUAUAUGGAAGGCGGAGAUUUGCUUGCAUACCUGCAUUCUAAAAGAAAGAUAGAAUCUGAUGUGAUACCUCUAUGCAGUUUUGAGAAGUCUGUUUCUAGAUAUGUAAAUAUCAUUGAAAAAGAUAAAUUCAAGGAUGAAGAUUUGCAUGAUACAAUUGAGAAGCAACAAUUUAUGAAGUUUGCACUUGAUAUUGCAAGAGGGAUGGAAUAUUUGGAAACUAAGGAGAUUACACACAGGGAUUUGGCAGCAAGAAACAUCCUCCUUACUUCUGAUUUAACAUUGAAGAUAUCUGAUUUUGGUUUGUCACGGAAUGGAAUAUAUGUAAUAAAUAAUAUAGCAGGUAAAGUCCGUCAACUUCCAAUACGUUGGAUGUCACCAGAAGCUGUGCGUGAUUAUACUUUUUCGUCCAAGAGUGAUGUGUGGUCAUUUGGCAUCGUUCUUUGGGAAAUUGGAACUUUAGGUUCAUUUCCAUAUCCUAAUAUACAGGAUGAGGACUUGUUACGUUAUUUAACUCAGGACAAAUGUCGUCUAACAUGCCCUGAUACUAUUUCUCAUGACAUAUAUGAAAUUAUGUGCUCUUGUUGGAACACAACACCGCAGAACAGGCCUAGUUUUGCACAACUUGUUUUAGACUUGCAAACAUUACAUGAAUCUUUAUACUCUGUACAUGAAACAAGUAAUCCUUGUUACAUGUUAUUAUCACAGUAAUUUAAAAGUAUUUAUAUAUAUUAUACAGAUAUAUCAUAGAUAUAAAAUCAAAGUAGAACGUAGUCAAAUAGUAACAUUCUUUAGAAUAGGUUAUGGAAUAUUUCAUACCAAAUGUUAUCCAAUUUAUACAAAUUCAUGCAACAGAAUUAUUUUCUGUACAAUGGAACAAUAAUAAUUUAUGAGAAUAAUACAUAUGUUAUAUGCAAACAUAAUUUUUUUUAAAGAACAGAAGUAUUGAGGCAGAACUGUGUCGACAGUUAAAGAAUAUAAUGAGCAAUAAACACUUUGUAAUAAGGUUAGUUCAGAUAUGAGGAACAUUGUUUUAUC